ACGUGCCGUUUGCAAUCAAACAAAACGCUGACGAGGCCUUGAAACACAUAAUAAAACCAUUUUUUCGGGGUCCUGCUUUGCUUGUUUAGUGAGUCUAAAGAAUAAAAGCAAGAGUCGAAAACAAUUCUCUGCUAUCUUCCUCUUCUUCUUCUUUCCGUCAAUGGCAUCAUAUCAGAGGCUUCUUAGGUUCUGCAUCACAAUCAUCUGCUGCUUCUUAUCUUUGUCUUCAAGCCAAAAAGUCACACUUAGUCUAUACUACGAAGCUUUAUGCCCUUACUGUGCAGAAUUCAUCGUCAACCACUUGCCAAAGAUCUUCGAGACUGGCUUAAUCUCAGCCAUUGAUCUCCAGCUCGUCCCAUGGGGCAACACUGUUAUCAGACCAGAUGGCUCCAUUCUCUGCCAGCAUGGAGAAACUGAGUGUGCGCUCAAUUCAAUUCAUGCCUGUGCAAUAAACGCUUACCCUGAUGUGAGGAAGCAUUUUGGAUACAUCUACUGUACCGAACAGCUAGUCUUGGAGAAUAAACUUGAAAAAUGGGCUGAUUGUUUAGAAAUGGUUGGAUUGAGCAGAGCAGCGGUUGAGUGUUACAUUAACGGAUACGGAAACCAGCUUGAAAGGAGAUAUGCUGAAGAAACUUCUGAACUUUAUCCAGCACACAGAUUUGUACCAUGGGUGGUUGUGAAUAACCAACCACUUCAAGAGAAUUACCAGAAUUUUGUCAUGUAUGUAUGCAAUGCUUAUGGAAGUAACCAGGUACCAGAAGCCUGCAAGAUUCUCAACAGUUCGGUGGAGACAAUAAGAAGGUUCAACAGUUCAGUGGAGAAACUAAGUAACAGUCACCAAGUUUGCUAUCGCAAUCAAUAAGAUUUGAAUCCAAGAUCCCUAAGACAAUUUAAUAAUACUGAAAUAUAUGGGAAAUCAGAAAGUGCUUACUGAUCAAAACUCUGCUCCUCUUGAAUUUGCUAUACAACUUAACUGGGGUUGCAACAAUCUGCAUAGAUAGAUAAAUUUACCAUGCACUAUUUUU
Messenger RNA from Capsella rubella, 1025 nucleotides. RefSeq names its product gamma-interferon-inducible lysosomal thiol reductase. The transcript is spliced from 5 exons. Gene Ontology annotation, molecular function: oxidoreductase activity, acting on a sulfur group of donors, disulfide as acceptor. The coding region runs from base 161 to 862 and encodes 233 amino acids. The record is from RefSeq and is a predicted model, not a curated record. NCBI's taxonomy places the organism in Eukaryota, Viridiplantae, Streptophyta, Magnoliopsida, Brassicales, Brassicaceae.